AUGAGCUUGAGCGGUUUUUACAGAGAGGAGUUCUGGAGCGAUGAAGAGAUCAACCUAGUAGAGGAAGAAGAGGAUAUCCCUCAAGAUGAUCCUAUUGCUCUCAUCAGUGACUAUGAGGAAGAUGAUUUAGGACCUAUCCAGAAUCAGGUCACUAUUGAGAAAGAUAGCCAGCGCACCCUUAGCAAGAGGCGACGAAGUCCUGUGCCUAGUGCUUCGGAUUCUGAGAAGGGAAACACGGAUGUUCCGGAACGACCUAGUGAUGGAGAAGAUGACGAUGACGGUGAUCUUCCGUUGCCUUCUAUUACCCAGAGGUGUACAUCAGGGGGGAUGCCGAAGCGAUCAAGACGGGACGAAGAGCUUUUUGAGUAUUAUGACCCUAAAUAA
This is a messenger RNA of Penicillium hordei, 384 nucleotides long. RefSeq lists its product as uncharacterized. NCBI's taxonomy places the organism in Eukaryota, Fungi, Ascomycota, Eurotiomycetes, Eurotiales, Aspergillaceae. The transcript is spliced from 2 exons. The coding region runs from base 1 to 384 and encodes 127 amino acids. The record is from RefSeq and is a predicted model, not a curated record.